GAAAACUAAAUCCUUUUCUUUACUUGCAUGUUACAUAAGCUUUCUUCUGCAAGUGAUGUCGUCAACUUCAGAGAAGCUGAUGGUGACCAUGCCCAUGGAACACAUGGUGGUAAUAGCAGGAGAACAGGCUGAACUCACCUGUCAGCUGUCCCCACCACAUAGCGCAGAGCUCAUGCAGAUACACUGGUUCAUGGGUGAUCAUUCCAAACCUGUGUACCUCUACAAAGGUGGCCAAGAAGCAAAUGAAGAAGCUGACCCGGAAUAUGUGGGUCGUGUAGAGUUUGUGAAAGAGGCCAUUGGAGAUGGCCAGGUGACCCUCAGAAUUAAUAAUAUCAGCAUCUCUGAUGAGGGGUCAUAUCAAUGUUCAUUUGAAGAUAAUGGCUUCAGUGACAUGGCCAGCAUGAACCUGAGUGUAGCAGCAACUGGCUUGGACACACAGAUCCGUGUUCAUGCUCAUGACACUAAAGAACUCUUGGUUGAGUGAUGGAGCCAAACUAUUUCACAUGAAGAUGACUCUUCUUCUCCAGAACAAAUCACAGAACAAUAUAACCUGCUGUAUUUACAACUCAUUAAC
Messenger RNA from Ochotona princeps (American pika), 574 nucleotides. Its product is annotated as selection and upkeep of intraepithelial T-cells protein 8-like. The coding region runs from base 56 to 484 and encodes 142 amino acids. Lineage: Eukaryota; Metazoa; Chordata; Mammalia; Lagomorpha; Ochotonidae. The record is from RefSeq and is a predicted model, not a curated record. Gene Ontology annotation, cellular component: external side of plasma membrane. Gene Ontology annotation, molecular function: signaling receptor binding. Gene Ontology annotation, biological process: regulation of cytokine production; T cell receptor signaling pathway. The transcript has 4 exons.